AUGGUUUUAUUUGAAAAUGAAUGGUUUAUACAAGCUCCAUGGGGAAGAAUAUGCAUUGUGGCAUGGGGAGACUGCAGAGAUCCACCAGUUUUAGUUUGCCAUGGAAAUAUUGAUUCUGCAGCAUGUUUUAGGCCCCUCAUUGCCCUGUUGCCGAAGAACUUCUAUUAUGUAGGCAUGGAGUUGCCCGGAAAUGGGAAAUCUGACCACUUCCCUCCCGGAAUGAUCAUCAGCUCGUACGAUAUGAUGUACUCUAUUGUGGUUGUUGCAAGGCAUUUUAGAUGGGAGAAGUUCAUUUACUUGGCACACUCUUUCGGAAGCACCUUAGGCAAAAUGUACGCGCUCGCAUUUCCAGGCAAGCUGUCGAAGUUAAUCGAAAUAGACCCAAUCAAUCAAGUUAUGACAAUACCUCCUAAAGCUUUCACUUUAUGGUUUCAGAAAACUUUCUCCGAAUACGUCAAUAAGUAUGACAAGUAUGAUAUAGCGAAGGGGCUCGGCCCAACAUACAAAAAGGAUGAGGCCAUAGAGAAACUUGUUACAAAUAGAAGCCUCACGAAGGAGACAGCCUCAGCGACCAUUGAGAGAUGGACAAAGCCCGUUGGGGACGGACUUAUUAAGUAUAUGUUCGACCAGCGUCUUAAAAUAUUGGUUCACUAUCCAAUGUCAACUGUUUUAUUGAAAGAGCUGUAUACAAGCAUUGAAACGCCAACACUUACGAUAGUCGCAAAAGAGUCUCUAGACAACGGCUCUUAUAAACAUUCUAAGUUUUUGCUGGACGAGAAGUUGUUUCCAGCUGGUAAUUGUAGAGUUAAGAUAGUUAUGGGGCACCAUGAUAUUCAUGUAGUGCAUCCUGAGAGGAUGGCCCCAUACAUUUCCAAUUUUUUAUUGUAUGGAUUGAAUGGAUUGGAUGAAAAAGCCAGAUUA
Molecule: messenger RNA, 921 nt
Organism: Iphiclides podalirius (scarce swallowtail)
Lineage: Eukaryota; Metazoa; Arthropoda; Insecta; Lepidoptera; Papilionidae
Source: the annotation of a GenBank genome assembly